This is a messenger RNA of Drosophila novamexicana, 2439 nucleotides long. Its product is annotated as putative ATP-dependent RNA helicase BoYb. Bases 20 to 2008 code for a protein of 662 amino acids. The record is from RefSeq and is a predicted model, not a curated record. Gene Ontology annotation, biological process: transposable element silencing; germ-line stem cell division. The transcript has 5 exons. Lineage: Eukaryota; Metazoa; Arthropoda; Insecta; Diptera; Drosophilidae.
CGGUAACAGAUGAAAGCUGAUGACACAGCCCGAUGAUGAAUUUCCUGCCUUCCAGAUGGACAACCAUGCAUAUCGUCUGGCACAUGCACAGCAGCCGGUUAGCAGUUCCAAGAAGAAUGUGAUCACCAAACAAAUACUUGCAGGGGAUUCACUGCUGCUAAUCGAUGCAGCCAAGCGCCCGUUGGAUGAGUACGUGCAGCCACUAUGCCAGCUAUACAAGCUGGUCAAGAGCAGACAGCAGCACAUGAUCCUUGUGCUGGUGGCUACGCGCAAACGUUUGCUGCAGCUGCGCUCGCAAUUUGAGAAGCAGUUGGACAGCCGGCAGGACCUUAUCAGUGCAGCAGAGGAGUCAGAGACAGCAGCCCAGCUGAUGUGCCAGCGUGCUGGCCUGUUGAUUGCGACCACAGCGGAGUUCAGCGCUUUGAUGACACAGACGCCGCAGCUGCUAACAGACGCUCAUUUGGACUGCAUUGUCUUCGACGAGUUAGAGCGGCUGCAGGCUUAUGGCGGCGGCUGCUUUCAGGCGCUCAAGCUGGCGCUCUGGCAACUGUGCAGCAAGCCGCAGCUCGUGGUGACCUCGCGACUGUGGCUGGCUGCAGAAAUGCAACAACUUUUGCAGCAGGCCAAGCAGCCGCUGGUGUUGCUGCAGGAAGCGCUGGAGGCAGCCGUCUAUGGUGGCCUGCAGCUGCAAGUGGAGCUGGGCAACAGCGGAGCACAGCAGAUGCAGCAGCUACUGGACUAUCUGCAACAGCAGCCAUAUAAAAAACAACGCACGCUGAUUUACUGCGCCAGUGAAAUGGAUUUCCAGGAGCUACAGCAGCAACUGCCCAAGGAUGACUGCCUGCUGCAUCGCGGUCGAGGGGAUAAACCGCGCCUGGACCGCUGGCAGCGGCAGAACACUGGCCAAAUAUUGUUGCUGGGCGCACAUGCGCCCGAGUUGCUUGUGGACAACGUUCAGUCUCUCAUACACUUCAACAUGCCGUCCACUUGGAGGCAGUUUAGAAAGCGUUUCGCUGUCUUUAAAACCCAAAUACCCAAUGCACUGAUCCCCACCACAAACCAGAAGCAGCUGCAGUCCCUCAUUCUGCUGAAUAAGCAGAGUCAACGAAUGCUGCCUCAGCUGAUGGCGUUCAUGCAGCAACAUGGACAUCCCAUCGAUGAGAAGCUGACUGCGGCGCAUGCGCAGCUGCAGGCAGCACAUGAGGCGUCCUUGGUGGCGCGUCAGUGCGUCAUUUGUCCUGUGUUGCUGCUGCAUGGCCAUUGCCUGACGCCUACCUGCCAAUAUCGUCAUCUGCUGGCGGACGUCGACAGGAGCUGUGCGACUGUACCAACUGCGGGAUGUAUACGCUUUCAGCUGCUUAAGAUCUGCACACCCUCCCACUUUGCGGCUCGUUUGGUGGCACAUAGAGCAACAGCUCAAUCUGCGUGGGGUACGAUUCCUGUGCAGCAGCAGUAUGUGGAACUGCAGCAACAAUUGAUUAGCUACUAUGCCAUGCCGGAACAUUGUGUGGUACCCAAUCUUCAAGAGCUGCAGCAGAUUUGUGUGCGCCAAAUAGCCGCCAACUGUUAUGAGCGUGUUUCCGUCACUUUUGUGCCACCCGCUGAUUCUGCUAGUUCCGAGCAAUAUCAAAAUAUGACUGUGCGCGUCAAGCAUUUGGACUUAAAUACGGUCAUCUGCCAUGCGAAGCUUUCGGAGCUACUUGUCUGUCCGCUGGCUUGGCAGCAAAUCGAUCCAUUGGCCCUGGAUGUGCGUCUGAUUGGCUUGGUGCCCUACAAUGGCGAGGAGAUAUGGCAGUGCGGCGAGAUUGGGCCAAUUGCUGAGCUACUGCAUCCCGGCGGCAUCUAUGAAGCAAAUGUUGUCUCUGCUAUGGCACACACAAUAUUCGUGGAUGAGCUGCAACUGCAGAAAGUUGGCUAUGAGGAGCAGCUGCAAAGGCAAUGCCUGGGCAAGUUUGAUGUCAAUGCAAAGCGACGUUUGGAGCAAUUAGUAAAAACAGCUGCCAGCUAACAUCAGUUACCUAAAAGUAAUUAAUUAAAGAAUAAUCAAAAGAAUAAACAAUAACUAAAAAAAAUCAAAAACUGCUGCCACAAAAUGCUGUUAAGGACAAGAUUCAAAACUCUUUAACCUACUCUAAUAACCAGAUAUUAACAAGAACAAUCGCGAUAUUGGGCAUUUCAAUUUCUUUAUAUAUAACUUACAACUGCCUCGGGAAAAUGUGAAAUGUUUGGGGAAGCCUUUGAAUUGUCAUCGUUAGUCCUGCUUUUUGCGAUUACGAAAAGAUCGACGUAUUUUGCUAUCGAUUUUAUGGACUUCCGCGAUAAAUGGCCAAUAAAAAUAGCUUAAGUCCUAAAUAAAAUAAAAUAAUUCACAACAACCAAUUUAAUGUAAAUCCUAUGGACCUCCACGAGUCUAACGCGCUCAAUCUUCCCAGGAUCUGG